AAGCUAACCAUUUCUCUUCAUAACAAUGUCGAUGGUGGCGUUCAUACUCCGGCGAAAAGUACACACAAAACCCUACAUUUCUCAACAAUCAUCGCUUUACGCCACGACGCCGGCGAUAAAGAGUUCGAAUAAUCAACGGAUUGAGAAAAUACUCAUAGCUAAUAGAGGUGAAAUUGCUUGUAGAAUUAUUAGAACUGCUAAGAGAUUAGGGCUUCGUACUGUUGCAGUUUACAGUGAUGCGGAUAGAGAUAGCUUACAUGUGAAAUCCGCCGAUGAGGCUUUUCGUAUCGGUCCUCCUCCUGCUCGUUUGAGCUAUUUGAAUUCUUCUGCUAUUAUUGAAGUUGCUAAUAAAUCUGGAGCUCAGGCUAUCCACCCAGGUUAUGGAUUCUUAUCUGAAAGUGCUGAUUUUGCUCAACUUUGUGAGGAUGAGAAUCUCUUAUUUAUUGGACCUCCUGCAUCUGCAAUCCGUGACAUGGGUGAUAAAAGUGCUUCAAAGAGAAUAAUGGGUGCAGCUGGGGUUCCACUUGUGCCUGGAUAUCAUGGUGAUGAGCAAGAUAUUGACUUUAUGAAGUUGGAAGCAGACAAGAUUGGGUAUCCUAUUUUAAUUAAGCCAACCCAUGGAGGUGGAGGGAAGGGUAUGAGGAUUGUUCAGAGCCCAAAUGAGUUUGCGGACUCAUUCUUGGGGGCCCAACGUGAGGCAGCUGCAUCAUUUGGUAUAAGUACAAUCCUACUGGAGAAAUAUAUUACUAAACCAAGACACAUAGAAGUCCAGAUAUUUGGGGAUAAACAAGGUAAUGUAAUACAUCUCUAUGAGAGAGAUUGUAGUGUGCAGCGAAGACACCAGAAGAUAAUAGAAGAAGCUCCAGCUCCUAAUGUGAGCUCUGACUUCCGCUCCCAUCUGGGUCAAGCAGCUGUAUCUGCAGCUAAGGCAGUCAAUUACCACAGUGCAGGAACUGUUGAGUUUAUAGUUGAUACACAAUCUGGACAAUUUCAUUUUAUGGAGAUGAACACCCGUCUUCAGGUUGAACAUCCAGUUACAGAGAUGAUUGUUGGUCAAGAUCUUGUAGAGUGGCAAAUACGUGUUGCAAAUGGGGAGCCUCUUCCCUUAACUCAGUCAGAGGUGCCAUUUUCAGGUCAUGCUUUUGAAGCCCGAAUUUAUGCUGAAAAUGUUCCGAAAGGAUUUCUUCCAGCAACUGGUGUUCUUCAUCAUUAUUGUCCUGUUACAGCUACAUCAACAGUAAGAGUUGAGACUGGAGUGGAGGAAGGGGACACAGUAAGCAUGCAUUAUGAUCCCAUGAUUGCAAAGCUAGUAGUAUGGGGACAGGACCGCCUUUCAGCACUGAUAAAAAUGAAGGAUUGCUUGUCAAAGUUUCAGGUUGCAGGUUUACCCACCAAUAUAGACUUUAUCAUUAAGCUUGCCAGUCAUAGGGCUUUUCAAAAUGGUGAAGUAGAAACUCAUUUUAUUGAGCGGUACAAGGAUGAUCUGUUCAUAGACGGUUCCAAUUCAAUAUCAGCGGAAAAAGCUGAGAGUGCUGCCAAACAUGCUGCAUCCAUUGUAGCUGCAUGCAUUUGCCAAAAUGAACUUGCAACAUUGAAGGAUAAGGCUCCUGGAGGCCUUCAUUUGUGGUAUGGUAAUCCUCCAUUCAGAAUCAAUCAUUUUGCUAAGCGAACAGUGGAUCUUGAAUGGGAGAAUCAAUACAGUAUUAGCGGUUCAAAUCUUUUAACAGUCUCCAUUACCUAUUUGCCAGAUGGGAAAUACCUAGUUGAGACAGGAGAAAGCAAUUCCCCUGGUUUGGAGAUCCAAGUGACACAACUAAGCAACAAUGACUACAGAGUUGAAGUGGAUGGUCUAAGCCUGAAUGUCUGCUUGGCAGCUUACUCCAAGGAUCAAAUUGAGCAUAUUCACAUCUGGCAUGGCGACUCUCAACAUCACUUUAAACAAAGGAUGGGCCUUGAAAUCUAUGACGACGACGAAACAAUAGACAAGCCUGCUAGGGUGGUGACAUCUUAUCCUUCUGGCACCGUGAUUGCACCCAUGGCUGGGCUAGUGGUUAAAGUAUUGGUGAAGGAUGGGGAGAAAGUUCAGGAGGGACAACCUGUGUUGGUAUUAGAAGCAAUGAAGAUGGAGCAUGUCGUGAAAGCACCAGCUAAUGGUUAUGUAAGAGGGCUUGAAGUCAAAGUGGGCCAAUCGGUCCAAGAUGGUGUUAAACUCUUUGCUCUCAAGGACUGAAAUAUAUCCCGAGGCUAUGACAUCAUUCUACACAACUGUAUUUAUGACCUUCCUAUGAGGACUGUACAUCCAAUAGGUAUAAGAAUAACAACAUUGAGAUGUAAAAUCUCUUGGAGUUUCAUCUUCUGUAUUUCAAAUACAUUUACUUGUAAAUGACUUUCCAGCUCAAAAUUUGUCCAGAUUAGUGGUAUAUGAUCAAUGGUUGCUCAUGCAUUUCUAAGAUAUACAAGCAAAGUUCUUUCUGCUUA
Messenger RNA from Solanum verrucosum, 2478 nucleotides. Its product is annotated as methylcrotonoyl-CoA carboxylase subunit alpha, mitochondrial. The coding region runs from base 26 to 2230 and encodes 734 amino acids. The transcript has 16 exons. Gene Ontology annotation, molecular function: metal ion binding; methylcrotonoyl-CoA carboxylase activity; ATP binding. Gene Ontology annotation, cellular component: mitochondrion. NCBI's taxonomy places the organism in Eukaryota, Viridiplantae, Streptophyta, Magnoliopsida, Solanales, Solanaceae. The record is from RefSeq and is a predicted model, not a curated record.